AUGGACGGGCUCCUCGGAAAGGCUGUCGGCAAGGUGUUGGGCGACGACGACGAGCGGCCCCAGGGCCUACAGCAAGGAGGCGGUAACCUGACCCACGGCGGCGCCUACCCCGCCGGCGGCGGUUACCCACACGACGACGACGACGACCUGCGCGGCGCGGCCUCCAUCGCGGCCAAGGAAGCGCCCGAGAGCCAGGGCUUCUUCGACGACAUCCUGGGCACGCUGCUCAAGGACAAGCCCAAGGCAAAGCUCGAGGAGGAGGACCUCGACGAGGACGACGCAGUCCAAUCCCACCGCAAAUUCUUCGGCCUCGGCGACGCCGCCUCCGCCGCCACCGCCCAACAAGCCCCCGCAUCCAGCUCAUCCCUAGGCAACGCCGCCGCGAUGCAAGCCCUCAAGCUCUUCACCUCAUCCGGGAGCAGCGACUCCUCUGCGGCGGCCCCGCCGCAGAGCCAGAACGCGUUUGUCGGGCUGGCCAUGGCGCAGGCCGCCAAGCUGUUCGACGCCCAGUCCUCGCAGGGCAAUGUCGAGGCGGGCGCGGACAAGCAGAGCGUGGUGCGGAAGGCGGGGGAGAUGGCGUUGAAGAUGUAUCUGAAGAGUAAGGGGGGUGCUGGUGCUGGCGGGGCGGCGGGUGGUGCGGGUGGGGGUGUGGAGGGGUUGCUGGGGUUGGCGGGGAAGUUUAUGAAAUGA
This is a messenger RNA of Chaetomium fimeti, 690 nucleotides long. RefSeq lists its product as uncharacterized. The coding region runs from base 1 to 690 and encodes 229 amino acids. The transcript is spliced from 4 exons. The record is from RefSeq and is a predicted model, not a curated record. Lineage: Eukaryota; Fungi; Ascomycota; Sordariomycetes; Sordariales; Chaetomiaceae.